UUGACGAUAGCAUCUCGAGGGAACUCGGGCAGUUCGGGUUUAAAUCUAAGACGUUUGAGUUGGAUUUGGAAGUUAGAAUUGGAACUGCCGUGAGGGCAAUGCGUCUGGAAUUUCGAAGUUUCAGACUUUCAGUUGGUCCAACGUUCGAUCCUUGGUCGCGCCAGUUUUCGCCUAAGAUGUUAUAAUGUCUUCCUUUUCAAAUUAUUACUCUUCUCUGCUAAAGUUUUGCUGGGAAACCAACAACCAGCGCCUAGCGCAGAAACUUCAUUGCCUUAUAAUCAAAACGCAGAGACACCCUGAUACGUUUCUAUCGAAUAAUCUCAUCGCUGCGUACUCUAGGUUCGGUCUUUUAAUUUACGCCCGCCGCACGUUCGAUCAAAUACCUCACCCAAACCUCUUCUCAUGGAACGGCAUCCUGUCUGCUUAUUCGAAAUCUGGUCAUCUCUCUGAAAUGGAGGAGAUAUUUAAGAGAAUACCAAGUCGAGAUGGGGUUUCUUGGAAUUGUGUUAUUUCGGGCUACGCGAAUUGUGGAUUGGGUGAAGAGUCGGUGAAUAUGUAUAAACUGAUGUUGAAAGAUGGGCCUGCUAAUUUGAAUCGAAUUACAUUCUCCACGAUGCUUAUCUUGUCGUCGACUCAGUCUGCUAUUUACCUGGGUAGGCAGAUUCAUGGACAGAUAAUGAAAUUUGGGUUUGAAUCAUAUGUCUUCGUGGGUAGUCCUUUGGUGGACAUGUAUACAAAAGCUGGGUUGAUUUAUGACGCAAAGCGGGUUUUUGAAGAGAUGUCUGAGAGGAACGUAGUAAUGUAUAAUACAAUGAUUACAGGGCUUUUAAGGUGUGGGAUGCUUGAAGAAUCAAAGAGUUUGUUUCUAGAAAUGCCUGAAAGAGAUUCAAUUUCAUGGACAACAAUGAUUACUGGGCUUACACAAAAUGGAUUAGCAAUAGAAGCACUGGAGGUGUUUAGAAGAAUGAGAUCGGAAGGAUUGGCUAUUGAUCAGUUUACUUUUGGAAGUGUUUUAACUGCUUGCGGGGGUCUUGUGGCCUUGGAACAAGGAAAGCAGAGCCAUGCAUACAUAAUUAGGACUGAUUAUAAGGAUAACAUUUUUGUAGGUAGUGCCCUUGUUGACAUGUACUCCAAGAGUGGAAGCAUAAAAUAUGCAGAGGCAGUUUUCAAGCGAAUGGCUCACAAGAAUAUUGUGUCAUGGACUGCAAUGUUAGUAGGUUAUGGUCAGAAUGGGUUUAGUGAAGAAGCUGUAAGAAUUUUCUCUGACAUGCAGAGAAAUGGGAUCAAGCCUGAUGAUUAUACCCUAGGCAGUGUGAUCAGUUCAUGUGCUAAUCUAGCAAGUUUAGAAGAGGGUGCACAGUUUCAUGGCCAGGCCCUAGUUUUGGGAUUAAUUUCAUCUAUUACUGUUGCUAAUGCGCUUGUUACCCUUUAUGGUAAAUGUGGAAGCAUUGAUGAUUCUCACCGUCUGUUCAAUGAGAUGCAUAUCAAGGAUGAAGUCUCUUGGACUGCACUAGUUUCAAGUUAUGCUCAAUUUGGAAAAGCAAACCAGACAAUUGAAUUGUUUGAAAGAAUGUUGGCUGAUGGACUGCAACCUGAUGGAGUUACUUUCAUUGGGGUUCUUUCAGCUUGCAGUAGAGCAGGACUGGUGGAGAAAGGAUAUAAAUAUUUUGAUUCCAUGGUGCAAGAAUAUGGAAUUGAUCCAAUCCCUGAUCAUUACACUUGCAUGAUUGAUCUCUUGAGCCGAGCUGGAAGAUUGGAAGAAGCAAAAGAUUUUAUAAAUAAGAUGCCUUUUCAUCCUGAUGCAAUUGGUUGGGCUACCUUACUUAGUUCUUGUAGACUUCAUGGUAACAUGGAAAUUGGGAAAUGGGCAGCUGAUUCCCUAUUUGAAUUAGAACCACAGAACCCAGCAGGUUAUAUUUUGCUUUCUAGCAUUUAUGCUUCUAAAGGGAAAUGGGAUGAUGUUGCUAAGUUAAGAAGAGGGAUGAGGGAUAAGGGGGUGAGGAAGGAACCUGGUUUUAGUUGGAUCAAGUACAAGAACAAGGUAUACAUUUUUUCAGCUGAUGACAGAUCAAAUCCAUAUUCGGAGCAGAUAUAUACUGAGCUGGAGAAGUUAAAUUCUAAGAUGAUAGAAGAAGGAUAUGUACCAGAUAUGAGCUCUGUCCUCCAUGAUGUAGAUGAGGCAGAGAAAAGAAAGUUGCUUAGCCAUCAUAGUGAGAAGCUUGCAAUAGCUUUUGGAUUGAUUUUCAUACCACCUGGUCUGCCCAUACGAGUUGUUAAGAACCUCAGAGUCUGUGGGGAUUGCCACAAUGCAACUAAAUUCAUUUCUAAGAUUGUUCAGCGAGAGAUACUAGUAAGAGAUGCUGUCAGAUUCCACCUGUUCAGAGAUGGAACAUGUUCAUGUGGGGAUUUUUGGUGAUGCUGUAUACUUGUAUUUUCAUCGACAUACGUCUACCCACUUCACUUGAGGGGCUGCAUUGAUUCUUUUUAUACGACUGAAGGGCUAAUUUUUUUUUUCUGAAAUGGUUUGAAAUGGAUGAAUUGCUCAUGUUCAAAAGGGACAUGGAAUUUUGACACCUAGGAAUUAGCUGCAUCCAAGUUCCUUUCGAACGUUCAGCUCCAAGCUGAGACAAACAGGUUAAAUGGUCUAAACAAUUGCUAGAUGGAAAUGGAUUUUAUACUGAUAAUUUGAAAAUGUUCUUGCAUAUAUUGAAGACUAGCUGAACUGAACUUCUCAUUGGUUGUCACAGUAACACAUUGGUUUAAUCUUAAAAUGAAUUGCUGGUUCCUUCAGGAUUUGCUGGACUUUGUAUGAUGAAUAGAAAGAUUUUUGAUAUGUCACAGGCUCAAUGUAGCAAGUAAAGUGCAUUAGUGAUAAUAUUAUAAAUAGCUUGGCAUCUUUUUAUGUAAAACAUUAAAAUGACAAAGUCUUUUCUCUCUAGGAGGAAAUGCAUCACACUGCUGGAAGAUACACAACACUACUGACAGGAUUAUUCACUGAGGAAUGACUUCUCUAAGAUUGAUUAAUUAUAUUUACAACUGUUUUAUGAGAGAAGAAAAUUGGAGGAUAUUCAAAUGACAAGCAGACAUAUUGGUGAACAGAUUUCCCAAAAGAUUAUUUUGGGUACACAGUAAGGGCUUCAUGCUGAAAGUUGUUCUGUGAAUAGGGGUUGGAGAAAGAAUUAAAAGAUUUCUCUCGUUUUGAUCUGUUCCAUAAUGACUUGGCUUGCAAUACCUAAUACUUGGUGAAGGAUUUGCAGAUUCACUGUGAAAGCAAAUAUUAGUCCUAUUGUCCAACAAAGCCCAAGAGUUCAAUAUUUGAAGUGAAGAUUUCCAGCUUUACAUCUGGAUUUAAAGGUGAUUGUAGCAACAACUUGCAAAUUGCACUAAUGUAUCGAGGAAGUCUGUGUAACCGUGCAUUGACAAUUUCCUUGGUUAUGGCACCCAUAGCCAUGUUUGGAGUAGAGAAAAUAGAAGUAGAGGCCCUUCUGAAUUUCUUGGCCAAUUUUUUCAGGCCUUUCUGCAUCCACUCUUAACAAAGCAUCUUGGUGAUCUCCAAAUUGUUUAUGAACAUGGAAGGUGGGGCUUGUUCCUAAUCUUUUGGCCAAGUAUGAUUAUGACUGUCACGAGUAGCAGCAGCGUCAGGAUUUGAGGCUAAAUUCUUAAUUUUUUUUUUCUGGUUUCUCUUUUCCUUUUUAUUUAUAAGAAGCAAUAUAAAUGAUUAAGCAAGAGAUUGGUGAGAUGGCUCCCCAAAAUUGUAUAAUGAAGUAUUUAUCAC
This is a messenger RNA of Nelumbo nucifera (sacred lotus), 3775 nucleotides long. RefSeq names its product pentatricopeptide (PPR) repeat-containing protein. The record is from RefSeq and is a predicted model, not a curated record. Gene Ontology annotation, molecular function: zinc ion binding; RNA binding; protein binding. Gene Ontology annotation, biological process: RNA modification. Lineage: Eukaryota; Viridiplantae; Streptophyta; Magnoliopsida; Proteales; Nelumbonaceae.